UAUUUUCAUUAAAUUUAUCAAAAAUCAUGUUUAGUUAAAAAAGACAUUUCAGAUAAUUGAAAUAAUCAUCAUUUUUAAGAAAUGUUAAAUAUUUUUUUUGUACAAUUAGUAGAAUAUUGAAGAAAACGACCAUGUCCUUGAAGAGAAUUUCCUACGAGGAGGAGAAGAAGAAAAAUCCUGAGUUGAAGGAUUCCGAUAUACAAAUUUUGAAAGAUUGGUGCGCAAAACAACCGCAUCUUCCGAAAAUCUUAGACAGUGAAUACGUGUUAUUCCUGCAUAGCAAUUAUUAUCGUAUCGAAGCUGCUAAGAACACUAUCGAAGCAUAUUAUACAUCCAGGACUCAUCUUGUAGAAUUUUUCUCCGAUAGAGAUCCACUUGGAACGAAACAGUUGAGAGAAGCGUUUAGAGUUACAGCACAGAUCACAUUGUCAAUGCCAACGAAGGAAGGAUACAAACUUGUCUAUACAAGAUUGAUAGAUUAUGAACCGUCGCAUUUUGUUUACAACGAUGCUAUAAAGUACUUUAAUAUGAUAAUGGACAUGUGGCUGUAUACUGAAGGAACCGCUAAGGGCCAUAUAAUUAUCGUGGACAUGGAAGGUGUUACCUUUGCUCACGCUGGCCGUCUCAGCCCCAUAGGGAUUAAAAAAUAUCUUUAUUAUCUACAAGAAGCUACACCAAUCAGACUCAUGGGUCUGCAUUUUGUCAAUACCAACGCGGUUAUGGAUAUCAUUUUGGCAAUGAUGAAGCCAUUCAUAAAGAAGGAAUUGAUGAAUGUGUUGCAUAUUCAUCCAACAAAGGAUACGCUCGCAAAGUUUAUACCAUUGGAAGCGUUCCCAUGUGACAUAAGUUUAGGUGGAAAAGCUAAGCCGCUGAAAGAACAGCACGAGGAACAAUUGAAAAAAUUGGAGGAUCAUCGGGAAUGGUUUCUGAAAGAUGAAGCUACAGGUCGGGUGAACGAAGCUUUGAGAGUCGGUGAAAGCAAGACGAUGGAUUUGUUCGGUGUCGAAGGAAGUUUCAAAAAACCGUUUUCAAUUGUUACAAUCAUGUCAAGAGUAAUAUUGCCGACUCGAUACGUCACUAUAGAAGAAGAGUGCAAACGCAAUCCGGAACUCAAAAUGUCAGAUCUGCAAAUAUUGAAAGAUUGGAUGGACAAGCAACCUCAUUUACCAAAUAUAGAGAUUAUGUAUCUUGUUUUAUUUCUUCAUAGUAAUUAUUAUCAUCUAGAGUCGACCAAAAGGACAAUAGACAAUUUUUUUACCUCAAGAACGCAUAUGCCGGAAGUGUUCUCCAAUAGAGAUCCGAUUGCAUGGAAAGAACUACGGAAAACUUUCACCGUCAUUGCGGCUGUACCAUUGGAACAGAAAACUAAAGAGGGAUACAUCAUGACAUUUGCCAAGCUUUUGGAUCCGGAUCCAAAUAAAUUUGACUAUCUCGAGAGUAUGAAGUAUUUAUUUAUGACAUGUGAAAUACAAAAUGUGAUAAGAGGCACCAGUGAGGGAUUAGUUGUGAUCAUGGACGCAUCGGGUCUAUCCUUUAGUCAUAUCGCUCGUUUAAAUUUAAUGAAUGUGAAGAAGAUAUUGUACUAUGUACAAGAAGCUAUUCCAGUUCGACUAAAAGCUAUACACAUACUCAAUACUGUGCCCAUAAUAGACACGCUAUUGAAUAUGAUAAAGCCUUUCGCGAAAGCAGAAUUGCUCAAGCUUGUGCACUUCCAUUCGAGCUUGGACACAGUGCUAGAGUUUUUGCCCAUCGAAGCUUUGCCAAACGAAAACGGCGGAAAAGCGGGAUCUAUCGACGAAAUAGUUACAAAACACAUCGAAUUAUUGGAAGAAUUCCGCGAAUGGUUUCAAUACGACGAGCUUGUUGGACGAGUGAAUGAAUCCUUACGAGUUGAGAAAUGCCAAAAUACAGAAAGCUUGUUCGGUGUGGACGGUAGCUUUAAAAGAUUGGAGGUUGAUUAACUGAAUAAAUACGAAAUUAAAUAUCUUUCAAAAA
Cataglyphis hispanica is the source of this 1995-nucleotide messenger RNA. RefSeq lists its product as uncharacterized. The record is from RefSeq and is a predicted model, not a curated record. The transcript has 6 exons. Gene Ontology annotation, cellular component: membrane. Lineage: Eukaryota; Metazoa; Arthropoda; Insecta; Hymenoptera; Formicidae. Gene Ontology annotation, molecular function: phosphatidylinositol bisphosphate binding. The coding region runs from base 132 to 1961 and encodes 609 amino acids.